AUGAGCCGCGCGCCGCGCCCGGACCCGACCCGCGACGCCCCCCGCGCCCCGCCGCGCGCGCCCGAGGAGGCGUAUGACCAUCUUCUGGAAGCCCCAGUCAGCCGAGAGCAGCUUAACCACUAUCGGAAUGUGGUUGAGAAGACCCAAAGCGAACUUGCAGCCACUUUGGUCAAAUUUGAAUGUGCUCAGUCCGAGCUUCGAGACCUUCGAUCUAAGAUGCUGUCCAAAGAAGCUUCCUGUCAAGAGCUGAAAGCAGAAAUGGAGAACUACAAAGAAAACAAUGCUCGGAAAUCAUCUCUCCUCACCUCUUUGAGAGACAGAGUUCAGGAGUUGGAGGAAGAAUUAGUAGUACUUUCCAAUUCUAAAAUUCGAACAGAAAUCACAGCUCACCAGGCCAUCAAGGAGAACCAGGAGUUAAAGAAGAAAGUCAUCGAGCUACAUGAGAAAUUACAAAAGUGUUUAACAGAAAAUGAAGAGAAUAAGACUCAAAUCUCGAAGAACCGCAAGAGACAUGAGGAGUUCCUAGCUCAGCUCCGUGAGAGCUUGGAUCCAGACGGGAAGAACCAGGAAGCUUCUGAUGCAGAUUUAAUUCUAAAGCUACAGGAGCUGCGCGAGGAAAACGUGACGGUGAAAGGCCAAGUUGUGACUCUGGAAGAGGCGAGGGCCGUGCACGAGAUGGAAGCCAAGGCGAGCAGAGAAACCAUCUCCAGGCUGGCCUCGGAGCUGCAGGGCGAGCAGCGGCGGGCGGCCCUGGGCGCGCAGGAGCGGGAGCGGCUGGGCCAGGACUUGCUCCAUGCCGUCGAGGCGAAGGAAAGCCUGGAACACGAAGCAAAAGGUCUCCAAGAAAGACUGCUUGCCGGCCAGCGGCUCUGGGAGGCCUCCAAGCAGGAGCUGGGCCUGCUGAAGGACCGUUCCCGCGAGCUGGAGAAGAGCCUGCAGGCCAGCGUGGAUGCGGCCAGCGUGUUCCAGAGCCAGUAUGCAUCCUUCCGGGAGAAGAUCGCCGCCCUCCUGCAGGGGAGCUCCGGCAGGGUCGGGGCCACGGAAGAUGCCAUUCUGGAGAAGAUUCAAGAAAUGCAUCUGCAGGACGAGAGUCGCAGAAGGAUGGUUUCCCAGCUUGAAGCCCAAAUAUCUGAGCUGGUUGAACAGUUGGGAAAUGAGUCUGGAUUUCACCAGAAAGCACUCCAGCGGGCCCAGAAGGCAGAAAACAAGUUGGAGAUGCUUCAGGGUCAGCUGACACACCUGGAAGGAGAACUAGUUUCUGGAGACGUCUUGCGGGACAACUUGCAUUUUGAAAAACAGAAAUAUCUUCAAUUUUUGGAUCAGCUCUCGGAGAAAAUGAAACUGGACCAGAUGGCGGCUGAGCUUGGCUUUGACAUGCGUCUGGAUGUUGUUUUAGCUCGCACGGAGCAGCUGGUCCGUCUAGAGAGCAGCGCCGUCGUUGAAAACAAGACGAUUGCCCACAAUUUACAGCGGAAGCUCAGGGCCCAGAAAGAAAGGCUGGAGAGCCGGGAACUGCACGUGAAGCUGCUGCGGCAGAAGGUGGCGCAGCUGGAGGAGGAGAAGCACGUGCGCACGGCGCUGGCGGCGGAGCGAGACGAGGCCCAGCUGGCCGUCAGGAGGCUGCAGAGGAAGACGGACAGGCUGCAGAAGGAGCUGAGCGAGUGCCGGGAGUCCAACACGGCGCUCAAGGCCCAGCUGGCGGACACCAACGAGCUGAAGAUUAAAACUUUGGAACAGACCAAAGCCAUUGAGGACCUGAAUAAAUGCAAAGACAAGCUGGAGAAGAUGAAGGAGAAAGCCGAGAAGAAGCUGUUAUCAGUGAAGUCAGAGUUGGAUAGCACUGAGCAUGAGGCGAAGGAGGAUAAGGAGAAGGCCAGGAAGAUGAUGCAGGGGGUCACCAGUGAAAUGAAGACCCUGAAAAAAUCUCUGGAAGAAGCAGAAAAGAGAGAAAAGCAGCUGGUAGACUUCAAGGAGGUGAUUUCUCAGAUGCUGGGCUUGAAUGUGACGAGUCUGGCUCUUCCAGACUAUGAAAUCAUCAAAUGUCUUGAGCGACUGAUCCACUCACAUCAACAUCACUUUGUCACCUGUGCCUGCCUCCAAAAUGGGACCACGGGGGUAGAUAGGCACCUCAAAGACCAUUUAAAGCUUCUCAAUUGAACACUGUUUCUCUCGGGAAAGGUGACACUAAGAGAUGGGAAAUGAUUCUCAGUUCCACAAAAUCCCCAUAUAUUUGAAAUUGGAUUCAUGUGUGACUGUUGUGUAUACUGAUGGUAGAGCGAGAAUUCAUUGAUGACAGAAUUUAAAAAAGAAUCUCAAAGAUGCCAGAUUUAGGUGUAUGCUUGGCACUAAACACACCUAUUAUUUCAUUUGAUAGCAGUUAGGGACCCAGAAGAAUUCCACUCAAUUGCAUAUCUAGACCAGAAAACAGCAGUAAGGAAUUUAUAUUUAUGGAUAUCAAUUAUGAGUCGGGGGCUUUACUACCCAAUUUAAUUCUCAGAAUAACCGCAUGGAGAAACUUUAAUGUUUUUAUUUUACAGCCUCUCUGUGGCUCAGAGAGAAAGUGUUACUGAUUCACAAUUGCAGCUGGUAGUUGAUGGAACCAGAAUGAAAACCACUGGCUCUGCCUCCAAGGGCCCCCUUGUCAGUGAGGGGGCAGGUCUGUCACUGUUCCUGAUCUGGUGGGUAUCACCUGGAGAAAGAACAAAAAACAGCCAUGCAAUCCGGGAUUGAAGCCCAACAGUGACUGAGAUCUAUGAGUGUGAUCUUUCUGAUCUCUUCAAAAAACAUCGGACCUAAUAAUUUGGAUAAAACAUAGGUCUGAGGUCCCACAAAACCCAAACCCAAACCCAACCAAACCCUAGUGGUCGUAAAUCUUGCUUCAGGGUUGCACACGAUGGUGAUUUUUGCACUCUACCCCUCUGAGCUGCUUCCCCACCUCCUCUGGUGAUAGUUUUAAUGAUUGGACAGUCCAAGCUCUGCACUUUCAUAAUGAAAGCUUCAGUGUGGAACCUGGAAGGGUGAAGAACUCUGAUGUCAUUUCAUUCACUACUAUCAAAUGCAAUCAGGGUACUCUCAGGAUCGGGAUCUGAUUAUGAAUAGCUACCACUUCUCUUAAAAAUAAUUCUACUUCACAGAUAUUUUUCAGAAACUGUCUUCUUCCCUGAGAGAAAACAUGUUACUCUUUAAGGCGAUUAUUUUAUUUCUGCCAUGUGGUGUUGGAUAAUACUGAGCUGUCUUUGCUGCUCCUACAGAGACCUUAGGGUUUAUUGAGCUACUCCUACAACAGUGCAAUUGAGGCACAACUAAUAAUUCUAUAUUGAUUUUCUCUUUCCUUUAUAUCAUAUGUGUGGUUUAUUUGGCAAUGUCCUUUUUGCAUAGACACAGGAAGACAAUUGAUGCUAUGCUAUGUAACAUGGGAGUUAAUUGACUACAAAAUAAUAUUUACUC
Messenger RNA from Sorex araneus (European shrew), 3447 nucleotides. It is a transcript of the gene CCDC170, whose product is annotated as coiled-coil domain containing 170. Gene Ontology annotation, cellular component: Golgi apparatus. The transcript has 11 exons. Gene Ontology annotation, biological process: microtubule cytoskeleton organization. Gene Ontology annotation, molecular function: microtubule binding. Bases 1 to 2157 code for a protein of 718 amino acids. The record is from RefSeq and is a predicted model, not a curated record. Lineage: Eukaryota; Metazoa; Chordata; Mammalia; Eulipotyphla; Soricidae.